UGCUCGCCUCUGUGUAUCAUCUCUCUCUCUCUCUCGCUCUCUCUCUUGCCCUCUCUCACUCUGGUUUUCUUUCUCCCCAUCUUUGUCCUUCCGUUCAGCGAAGCCGGUACAACUGCAGUCUCUCUCAUUUCCCCCCCUUGUUUUCUUUUGUUUUUUUCCUCCUCUCCUCCAUCCUCUCUUUCCAGUGAUCUCUCCUUCAGGGAUAGAGAGGAUUCUGUUUCUUUUUCAAUUUUAUUCCUUCUCCAGUCUGGACUGCUUCUUUCUCUCUCUCUCCUCUGUCAGACCUUCUCUCAACCAGUGAGGCUGAUUUCGUUCAUAUUUUGAGGAGGGGGGAGUGAAAGGUGUUACUUGGAGCUUCAGGGAGUUAUUGGAACGUGGCCGUUCUUUACGCGCCUGCGUGUGUAUUUUGGGGGCAGAGAGGAGAGUAGCGAGGUGGUGGUGUGUGUGUGUGUGGUAAUGAUGGUUGUGCCGGUCGCCGGUGCUGCCACUGGUGCACUCUCUCAGGCACUUGAGCCCUGCCUCCUCCCUUCACCAUGAGCCUGGCUGUCCGAGUCUCCUGCUCCAUGCUGAACUGCUUCGGUGAGGAGGGCCCACCCAGUCUGGAGUACAUUCAGGCCAAGGACCUGUUCCCCCAGAAGGACCUGGUGAAGGAGGAGGAGAGCCUCCAGGUUCCCUUCCCAGUCCUUCAGGGGGAGGCAGUAGAGUAUCUCGGCCGCGCUGAUGACGCCAUCAUAGCUAUCUCCAACUACAGGCUGCACAUCAAGUUCAAAGACUCCAUUAUCAAUGUGCCUCUGCGGCUGAUUGAGAACGUGGAGAGCAGAGAUAUGUUCCAGCUGCACAUCAUCUGCAAGGACUCCAAAGUUGUCAGGUGCCACUUCUCUACGUUUAAGCAGUGCCAGGAAUGGCUGAAGCGGCUGAACCGUGCCAUAGCUCACCCGUCACGGCUGGAGGACCUGUUCGCCCUGGCCUACCACGCCUGGUGCCUCGGGGGCAGCGCCGAUGACGAGGACCAGCACUUGCACCUGUGUCGCCCAGGAGACCAUGUUCUUCAGAGACUGGACGUGGAGGUGAAGAGAAUGGGCUACGACAUGCAGAAUGCCUGGCGAAUAUCUGACCUCAACAGCAACUACAAGCUGUGCUCCAGCUAUCCUCAGAAGCUGCUGGUUCCCGUGUGGAUCACAGAUAAGGAGCUGGAGAGUGUGGCUUCCUUCCGCUCCUGGAAGAGGAUCCCUGUUGUGGUGUACAGACACCAGAGGAAUGGGGCAGUGAUCGCCCGCUGCAGCCAGCCCGAGAUCAGCUGGUGGGGUUGGAGGAACACGGACGACGAGUACCUGGUCACCUCCAUCGCCAAGGCCUGCAUGCUGGACCGCGGCAACCGGGGUCUUGGGGCCCUCAGCAGCAGCAGCAGCAGCAAGGCCAGGGGAGACGGCCCCGACAGCUCUGAUAGUGACUUCGAUUCCUCGUUGACUGUUUGCCCAGGCCCCGAUGCCAACGUUGCACCACAGAAGCUGCUGAUCCUCGAUGCCCGCUCCUACACAGCCGCGGUGGCCAACCGUGCCAAGGGGGGCGGCUGCGAGUGUGAAGAGUACUACCCUAACUGUGAGGUUAUGUUCAUGGGCAUGGCAAACAUCCACUCCAUCAGGAACAGCUUCCAGGCUCUGCGGACGGUGUGCAGUCAGAUCCCGGAUCCUGGCAACUGGCUCUCAGCCCUGGAGAGCACCCGUUGGCUGCAGCACCUGUCCGUCAUGCUGAAGGCAGCCACUCUGGUGUGCUCUGCGGUGGAGAGGGAUGGCCGGCCGGUGCUGGUGCACUGCUCGGACGGCUGGGACCGCACGCCGCAGAUCGCCGCCCUCGCCAAGAUCCUCCUGGACCCCUUCUACAGGACCAUGGAGGGUUUCCAGGUGCUGGUGGAGACGGAGUGGCUGGACUUCGGCCACAAGUUUGGCGACCGCUGCGGGCACCAGGAGAACGCCGACGACGUGAGCGAGCAGUGCCCCGUCUUCCUGCAGUGGCUGGACUGCGUGCACCAGCUGCUCAAGCAGUUCCCGUGCCUGUUUGAGUUCAACGAGGCCUUCCUGGUGAAACUGGUGCAGCACACAUACUCGUGUCUGUACGGCACGUUCCUGUGCAACAACGCUCGCGAGAGGGAGGCCCGCAACAUCUACAAGCGCACCUGCUCCGUCUGGUCCCUGCUCCGCACCGGCAACAAGAACUUCCAGAACUUUCUCUACAUACCCAGUCAUGACAUGGUGCUGCAGCCGGUGUGUCACACGCGUGCCCUGCAGCUGUGGACGGCCGUCUACCUCCCCACCUCGUCGCCCUGCACCGCUGCCGAGGACGCCAUGGAGAUCUACCUGUCCCCCUGCGGCCAGGGCGAGGAGCUCACCUCGCGCUCCCUCGACAGGCUUCCAAAGACACGCUCCAUGGACAACCUCGUGUCUGCCUGUGAAAACGGGGUGGCACUCACACGCACGUCCAGUGACCCCAACCUCAACAAACACUGCCAGGAGGGCCGCGUGGCCCUGGACGCUGUGGGCAACCCGGCGGGCUCCCCCACUGACAUUAGCCUGGAGGAGCACGCGCCCGACACAGGCCUUGGCAGCGAGGACCCCGACGUGGAGACAUGCGAGGAGACGCCUCCCCAGACGCCUCCGCCGGCCACAGCGCCGGCCAGCGAGGAGGCUCCUCUGGGGGCGUCGAAGGAGGGGGAGGAGCUGUGCUUGACCACACAACCUCUGCCCUGCCUCCCCCAUCCGCUCUCCCUGGGGCAGGACUGCCCGGUGCCCACGGCGGUCAUCCACCAGGCCCCUGUGCCCCGCUGUGCCAGCCCCCCUCUCCCACCGCCCCUGCCCCUGCCCCUGCAGGAGGUGCUGCCCUGGACCGCUAACGGUGGCGACGCUCCCUUCUCCCCAGCUGCUGCUGUUGCAGACGCCAGCGCUCCUCACCCCCCCAACCUCAACGGCGUCUCCCACGCAGACAACGAGGAGGAGGAGCUUGACGAGCCUCUGGAGGGGUGCACUGCCGAAGCCAAGGAGCUUCUGGCCAUCAAACGCCCGCUGCGGCCCACCUUAAUGGAGGACUCGACCGAGACCCUGACCGAGCAGAGCGCCAUCCCGCCCCAGCAGCCUCCGCUCCGGAGGGCCAGCUCAGGCGAGGCCCAGGCUCAGCCCCGGCCACUGACCCCGAGUAGCUCUAAAGAGGAGGGCAGAAGGACUGAGGGCCCGUGUAAGGGGGAGCUGGUGGCGGCGUGCGAAGCGCCGGGCGCGUGCCGAAAGUGUGCCCGCUCCCGGCUGGUCUCCCAGAGCCAGCUGAGCGACUUCACGCUGCUGGGCUCGCCGUGGGGCAGCGUGCAGGGCCUGGUGCAGUCCGCCUGCGGAGGGGCACUGCAGCAGGGCGGCUACCAGAGCCGCCGACUGGCCAGCAAGCUGCUGCGCGCCCAGGGAGCCAGCGGAAAUGGCAGCGGCGCCGCCAACGGCCACUGCUGCCGCCGAGACAGAGACCUGUCGGGUCGCUCGUCCGCGGCGGCGAACGGUAGCGGUCCCGGCGCCGGGUCCUCCAGCUGGCUGUCGACAGUGAAGAGCUCGGGCUACGCCGCGCUGUGCGCCUCCACCGCUUCGUCGGGGCCGUACAUGCGGCAGCUGCUGGCCGCAGCGCAGUCCUCCUCGCCGACGGCCAGCGCGUCCCCGCCUCCAUCGUCAUCGGCGGCGCUGCAGGCCCAGGCGCCGGCCUACAUGGACGACGACGGCCUGCCGGUGGCUCUGGACGCGGUGCAGCAGCGGCUGCGUCAGAUCGAGGCCACAUACAAGCAGGAGGUGGAGGUGCUGCGUCGGCAGGUCAGACAGCUGCAGAUGAGACUGGAGAGCAAGCAGUACUGCACACCGCCCUCCGAGCCCGACAUGGACUACGAGGACGACAUUACGUGCCUGAGGGAGUCAGACGACAGCGCUGAGGAGGACUCCCUGUCUGACCACAGCGAGGACCGCUUCAGCGAGGGCAGCUGGGAUCGCAUCGAGCGGAAGGACACAGAGGUUACACGAUGGGUUCCCGAUCACAUGGCCUCACAUUGCUUUAACUGUGACUCUGAGUUCUGGAUUGCCAAGAGACGCCAUCACUGCAGGAACUGCGGCAACGUGUUCUGCAAAGACUGCUGCCACCUGAAGUUGCCCAUUCCAGACCAGCAGCUGUACGACCCGGUCCUGGUGUGCAACACCUGCCACGACCUGCUGCUGGAGUCGCGCACGCGCGAGAUCCGCAGCCAGCAGCUCAAGAAGCCCAUCGCCACCGCCUCCAGCUGAGGGCCUCUCUGAACCUCGCGACCUGCCCUGCCUGUGUCCACCCCCCAACCCCUCUACUCGGGCCUGGUGCAGUUUGGCCUGGCACUGCUCACCGUUGGUUGAGCCCCCAGAUGUGCAUUCGACCACUUUGGCUGGGGAGCCCUAGUUGCCCCCCAUCCAACCAACCAACCCACCCACACCCACACCUACUGAUUACACACGCCCCCCACACCCGCCAUGAAACUGUCCUUGCGGGUGAUGACAAUGAGGAGGUGGAGGAAGAGAACUGGGAGGUUCUUUGAGAAGUUGGUCUGUGUUGGAUGAUGGACCGACCGCUCUGAGAUGGACAAUGACUGAAAAGGCUGGACAGAAAAGGACAAAGAGAGUUUGAAAUGGGUGGAUAGGUGGGGAGGGGCUAUUUUGUGAAAUGGCGGUUGUCCUUGUGAAGCCCCUACUUUGGUAGACGGCACCUUCAGGCCGAGGAGGUUGCAGCGUCCUGCUGGCCCCUGGCUCUGGCCCUCUGUGUAGGGAGGUAGGGCUUUCUCCUUACAGUGCCCUCUGCUGGACUGGUGGAGAAGCCUUCAGCUUGAACUGGAGUUCCCCUUGUUCCAACAUCCUUUUAACCUGGACAUCAGUGACACCUUGACCUGCCCCACUGCUUACACACACACACACACACACACACACACACACACACACACAC
This is a messenger RNA of Alosa alosa (allis shad), 4977 nucleotides long. RefSeq names its product myotubularin related protein 4 (gene mtmr4). The record is from RefSeq and is a predicted model, not a curated record. Gene Ontology annotation, molecular function: protein phosphatase binding; phosphatidylinositol-3,5-bisphosphate 3-phosphatase activity; metal ion binding. NCBI's taxonomy places the organism in Eukaryota, Metazoa, Chordata, Actinopteri, Clupeiformes, Clupeidae. Gene Ontology annotation, biological process: dephosphorylation; regulation of autophagy.